Molecule: messenger RNA, 6794 nt
Organism: Cuculus canorus (common cuckoo)
Lineage: Eukaryota; Metazoa; Chordata; Aves; Cuculiformes; Cuculidae
Gene: WDR72
Product: WD repeat domain 72
Exons: 20
Coding region: 226-3453 (1075 amino acids)
Biological process (GO): protein localization to plasma membrane
Cellular component (GO): cytoplasm
Molecular function (GO): protein binding
Source: RefSeq, a predicted model, not a curated record
CUUCCCUUUCUGAACUCCGAGGCGGUCCGGGGGCUCCUUCCCCGGUGUUCGGUGCCCUUGCAGCCGCGCAGCCCUGGGCAGAGCGAGCUGCCGCCGGCCCCAGCCGCCCCCGAGCCGCUCCCCGCCGGGAUAAAACCCGUCCCGGCGCCGUCUCCGCCCCUCCGAGCCCUCUGGCCGCCGCUGGCAGGUGUCCCCGGAGCCCAGGAGCCGCUACAGGUGGUGACUAUGAAGGUAUCGGUGCCGGCUGUGGCAGUGUGGGGGCAGAUAGCUCCCUCUCACAGUAUCACUGCUAUUAUGAUUACAGAUGACCAGCAGACUGUAGUUACGGGAAGUCAAGAAGGACAAAUAUGUCUUUGGGAUCUUUCAUCAGAAUUAAAGAUUUCAUCUAAAGAAAUUCUCUUUGGCCAUACUGCUUCUGUAACUUGUUUGGCAAAAGCAAGAGAGUUUGAGAAACAACCAUAUGUAGUAAGUGCUACUGAAAAUGGGGAGAUGUGUGUUUGGAAUGUCACUAGUGGACAGUGCAUUGAGAACGCAAAGCUUCCUUAUAGGCAUACAGCAAUCUAUUAUUACCAUUGCUCAUUCCGAAUGACGGGUGAAGGCUGGUUUCUUUGUUGUGGAGAAUAUCAAGAUGUUCUUAUUAUUGAUGCUAAGACUUUGGAUAUGCUUCACACUUUAUCAUCAUCUCAGUCUUCUGAUUGGAUAAAUUGUAUGUGUAUUGUACACUCUGCAAGAAUUCAAGAAGACUCAUUGGUUGCAGUGUCUGUAACUGGAGUUCUUAAAGUGUGGGACCUGUCUUCAUCUUUGAAUAGCAUACAGGAGAGACAAAGUGUGUGUGAGAAGGAAUCAAAAUCUCUGGACUGUAUGAAUUGUCAGGCAGUACGGUUUUGUACGUACACAGAGAGGCUCCUUCUAAUUGUGUGCUCCACGUGCUGGCAGGUCUACGAUUUCUGUGAUUUCUCCUUGCUUUGUACUGAAUUCUGUAAAAGUGGCCAGUACUUCGCUGGUGGUGAAGUACUAGCAGCUUACAGACUUAUCAUCUGGACAGAAGAUGGCCACAGUUACAUCUACCAGCUGCUAAACAGCGGGCUUUCUAAGAGCACGUAUCCUGCUGAGGGAAAGGUGCUGAAAGAAACUGUUUAUCCUCACUUACUCUGCUUUACUGAUGUGAAGGAAAAUAAGAGUUUUCCUUUUGUUAUGGGCUUCAUGAAUGAAAGAAAGGAGCCUUUCUAUAAGGUUCUUUUUUCUGGUGAACCUUCAGGAAGGAUCACUUUGUGGCAUGUUCCUGAUGUCCCUGUGUCAACAUUUGAUGGUUCGCCAAAAGAGAUCCCAAUUACAGCAACGUGGACACUUCAGGAUAAUUUUGAUAAGCACCACUCAAUGUCAGAGGGCAUUAUUGAUCAUCUUUCUGCAUCUGAAGAUGGAAUUGGAAGUGCAGUUAUCAGUUCCUCUGUAUAUAUACCCAGUCUUGAUAAGCUCGUGUGUGGAUGUGAAAAUGGGAGAAUUUUUGUAACAGUAGGUCUAAAAGCUGCAAGAGCAAGGCUUUUAGAAAACAUGUCUUUGCUGAAAGGUAAUUUACCUUAUAAGGUUCUGAACGGCCAUAGUGGCAGGGUCACUUGUUUACUUUAUCCCCAUGAUAAAUCAGUAACAUUUGAUCCAAGCUGGCUGUUAUCAGGGGGCCAGGAUUCUGUCGUGAUCUGCUGGGAUAUAUUUACUGGAGACAUCAUACAUCAGUUUAAGCUGCAGUCUGGUCCAGUGACAGAGCUCUUACAAUCUCCAGAAAACUACAGAUUAAAGGAUGAUAGCAUAGUGUGCUGUGUGUGCAGUGAUCACUCGGUAGCAAUUCUACACCUUCAGAAGAGUGUAUGUCUCUUACAUGCCAGAAAACAUCUGUUUCCUGUGAAGAAGAUAAAAUUUGACCCUGUUGAAAAUCUGCUAAUUGUUGGAUGUGAAGACGAUUCAGUUUAUAUUUGGGAAAUUGAAACAGGCACGCUGGAACGGCAUGAAACAGGUGAAAUGGCAAAAGCAAUUUUUGCUUCCAUUGAAGAUUCGGAAUGCUUAGUGGCAGAUGCGCUGCUUCCUGUAUCUCAAGAGUCAAGAAGAAAUAAAAGUGCUGGAUGCAAACCCUCUAGCUUUUACAAGCAUGGCAUGGCCUCUUCCAAUCUUACUCAUACAGAAAAAUAUCCAGAUAAGUUAACUGAUACCAGCUGCAUCCAACAGCCCUUCACUAUUUUACCAGUUAAAACAAAAUGGAACAAUACAAACUUUCAUGUUCUCUUAUUUGAUGUGGAAGAACUUGAGGAAAUUCUGCUGUCAUCUCAACUCAAUGGAUUGAAGUCAUCAAAUUCAUUCCACAACCACGGCGCGCUAGAAAGAGCCAAAAGUACUACUGAGAAAAGGGCGUUGACAUUAAGAAGAAAUAAAACUGCUGGCUCCGUAUCUCCAGUGGAUGGGCAAGUAGAUGCUGUUUGCUCCAACCAGGUCUGCAGGGAUAACAACGCAGCCAGGCCUUUGGAAGAAAGUGGUGGCAUGAAAAGACAGAAAAAAAUGAAGAGUUCAAGAAAGGCUAGAAUGCAACCAUCAGGAAACAUCGAUGUGAACGUCACCACUGAUACAGCUAAACUGCUAUUGUCAUGUGUCUUACCGUGGGAUAUAGAUAAAGAAAUAGACAAUCUUUGUGUUAGGCACUUGGGUAUCUUGAGACUUCAGUGUCCUGUUUCUUUUGGACUGGUAUCUAGGGAAAACCACCUAUCGCUAAUGUUGCCGGGAGGGAAAUAUACUGAUUAUGGUGUGCUAGAAGAACAUGCAGAAAUGAACUUCUUUCCAAAAAGAGUGCUUGAUUUGUCAAACAAAUACCUUGCUGCAACUGAAGGACAAGCUGGAAAGAAGGAUGGACUUGAAAACAAUGCUAAUGGAAUGAAAGGAUUGGAAACAGUAUUCUUCUUAUUUAGCAGAAUAGCUUUAAUCAACAGGGUAAUGAGCUUACCUUCAGAAGUUAUCGGUGAAAUUGAAAGUCCACAGAAAUCAGAAUCCAUACAUGACAAAUGGCGAAAUAUAGAAGCAGUAACACCUUCAUUGUCCAGUUUUUAUGGAGAGUUACCAAGCAGUAAAAGUAGAUAUCAUUCCCCAGACUUCGUGAGUGUUCCAUUGCUGAAACUCAUCUGUUGUUGGAGUGACCGAUCUAUAAAGAUUUUUGAGGCAAUGCAAGCAGUGCUGCUGGCUGAAGUUCAAAGGACUAUGAAAACCUUGGGAAAGACUGCAAUCUGCAGAGAGCCAUUGGCCAUAGCAGAGAAUGGAAAUGUCAGUGUGCCGAAGCAUGACAAGAGCUCAAACUCGGCAAACUUCCAAGAUGUGGAGGAUAUGCCUGACAGAUGUGUCUUGGAAGAGUCGGAGAGUCCAGAUGACAUGAAGCCACAUCCCUGGAUAUCUAAGGUGUGCUCCUGCAAGGUGUGCUAGAAAACCUGCUUAGCCAAAAGAAUCAGAAGAUGCCCAAAGAACAGCCAAGGAACGGGACAUAGGUGCCGUGGACGUGCAGUGGCUUGUUGUAUUUAUUAUUGUGUACCUUUAAGAGUUCUUUUUCCGAAGAAAUACCUUCUAUUAGUUUCUUUAUGCUGAUAUAUUGCCUUCAAUUCACACUUCCAUCACUGAGAGAUUUACAUUUAUUCUGUUAAAUUUAGAUAGUCUUAACAGAGAGAAAUAUCAAAUCUUUAAUUUUAAAUGUUUUGCAUUAUUCAAUGUAGUGAUCCCAGAUCUUACAACUUUGACAUAAAUAAAACAUUUGCAUCAAUUUUAAUAUUCUUUUACGUACAUCAAAUUAAAAUUUAUCUCUUCCUGCUUUUGACUUCUAUUGCUGAUAACAUUUUAACACUGAGCAAAACCAAAUGCAUUUGAAAUAAUGAGAAAAAUUGUUUGCAUUUAAAGGAAAAAUGCCCAUUUUUAAUUCAGCAUGGAAUAUUUAGAAACAAGUAAAAUACAAGGAUUGUUCUCUGCACAGGGGAGCAUGAGAAAUUCAUUAUAAAUCUGGUCAUGUCUAGGAUGUUAAUUUGCAUUUUCUCUAGAUGCUGCCAUCCCCAUGAUCUGUAGAAAUGUACUGACAUAAAGUUGGAGAAACUCAUUGGAGCCCUCAACUGAAAUUCUACACAUAAUUGAAUUUUUCUUUGUGCUCAUUAGGAAAAUGCAGCUAUAUAUUUUUGUCUUUAAAAAAAAAAUAUAUAUAUAUAAUUUUGUUUGGAGAAUAUUUGCAAUUUAUUAGACUCAUUUAUCCCCUGACCUACUGGGGCAUUUGUGCCGGUUUGACAAAGAACGGCCACGCCGAGCAGCAAGCUCACUUUCCCAAUAGCUGGAAUGCUAAUAAAGUAAAAGGGUCCUGAGGAUGUACUUGUCUGCAUCUGUGUCUUAUGGUGGAAACCAUGGUCUGAUGUUAUCCUCCCUAAUUGCAUGUUAACCACAAGCUGCCUUAACUAGGAGUGCGGAAAGAUUCUCUGGCAGUGAAUCUCCUUCUUGCUUGGGGCGAAAUGUCAUGACUGGGUUGUGACCAGCCCAGGUUUCUGUUGCCAUGCUACGGAUGGCUGAGAUUUGGUUAAACAUGAAACAGACAUGAAACCUUAUUUCUUCUUUAUCUAUAUCCCAUGAGUCCAUAUAUCUAAGUGCAGCAAGGUCUUCAGAAACGUUGAGUGGAAGUGCCUUCUGAGAAGUGGUAUUUCAGUUUUUAUUUAACUAAAGAAUAUAUCAUUAGUGUAGACUGCAAUCCAAAAGAGAGAAAGGUAUUUAAAGCUAUUUCUUCUGCAGUUGUAAAUCCAAUGCAGAGAAAUAACAUCUUGUAACAGCAAAGUCUCUGAUUUUUACACAUAUGGUAUUUUUCAGUAACAACUUUCCUUAUUCUUAGAAGGCAUUUUCCUAUGUUAAACGUACCUUUGUUUAUAUAAAUUCAUAUUUGACUUAUGGGGACUAAACAGUCUGGGUGUUGAGUGUUACGGCUUCAUUCUGUCACUUAUUGUGCUGGAUGUCUGAAAUAAUUUAACUGACUUAUUUCUAUUUGUUCACUGUAAGAGAGCAGAAAAUGUCUUCUGCUGGCAGGUAUCCUCCUCUGAACUUCUAUGGUUAAAUCAGAGUUGCAGACAUCGAGAAGAUAAAAAUAAAAUUGCAAAUAUAAAUACAGGAACUUAGUAACACUGCGGGAACAUUGCAGACAGAAAAACAAAUGGCAAAUAAAGGAUGGACCUUGCUGUCUCCUUUGCCACACAUCCUCAUCAACAGUCACUCUGCUUUGCUGCAGAAAUCUUCCACUGGCAUUGAAAAGUCCGUUUCCCUUCUGCACAAAUGUUACUGCUUUGCAUCAGCAUCUGCUUGCCUGGUUUCCUUAGAACUAUUUCUACUAGAGAUUUUAAAAACUGCUGGUUUGAGGUCUCAUAACGCAAGGAACUGGCGUUGUCCGUAACACCCUCUACUGCUCUGGUAGCAAUUACCUUUGUGCAACACAGUAUUUGAUUGCUUGUCUUUAAUUGUGCUAAGCAGUGCCCAUCAGCAGCUGCCAGUACAGACAGCCCUUUGGAAUGGAUUGUGCGGUGAUGAUUGGUGUUUGGCACAUGCUUGUGUGUGCUUCGUGCUAAUUAUAAUUACAGGAUCAGUAAGGUAAGGCAGGAACUUUUUUAUCAGAUACAUUUAUUUACCAGUAAAGCAAAUAUAUUUCCCAUGUGGUCUUUCAAACAACCAACUUUACAGUACAUGCUCAAGGUGAGCUCUUGCUUAGAACGAUCCUGUUGUAUCAAAGUGACAAUAUUACAGCUAUACACAGAAAUAUGCAUUAACCUCCUGCAAUUGUUUCUUGUAAGCCAUAACUGAAGAAACAUCUCUGUACUACUGCAGUCUGAUGUACCACUGUAUUCGUGCUUAUGGAGAUGGGUUUUACAAAGAAGUUGCAAGGUAAUUUUCUGUUGUGUUACAAUGAAGGAAUCCUGCCAAAAGAGUAAUAUGCUGAUAAUUAGUCAUCUAAGUUUUAGAUAUGGGGUAAAAACUUAGUUGAUAUCUAAACUGCUUAAGGAGUGAGGUUGGGUUUUUUGUCUGUUCGGGGGUUUUUUAAUCCAGAAAUCACAGGGGUGAGGUUGGGGUUUGGUUUUUUGGUGUUUUAUUAUCCAGAAAUCACAGGGUCCGAUAAACUGUAUGGCUCAAGUUGUGGUUUCAUAGUCAGGGCAGUUUCUCCCCAGUCCAGGCAUAUGCUUGUAUGUCUCCUCAUUUAUGAUUGCAUUGGUUCUUCUAUGACCGGGACACGUCAAGCCAAGCGCUGGCCUCAAUGCAAACGCAGGGGAGGAACAAGCAAGCCAGGCUAGGAACAAAGCAGAGAUACCACGUAAAUGUGGGAUAACCCACACAUACAUCAACAUUCCCUCAGCACGAUAUUGGAGUUUUAGGGUGCUAUAUGCAGAGGUCUCUCUUGAAAUUUUCUGCUUUCAAGUCCUGUAGGCAUUUUUUUUUACAUUAUGUGCAUAAUCCAAUAUGUUAUUAAAAAAAAUUAAAGGAACUUGUCAUUUAGUACAAGCCCAAAACAAAACUCACUGACAUCUCUUUGAUUUGAGGGAUUUAGAAUUUUCCAAAUGAUACAUACUUGCUACAUGGUCACUGACCUAGAUUCCUGCCCAGAAACAUCCAAAAACUUUAAAGUGAUCAUUUAUGGCUCCAAAUUCAAACGUUAUAUUUUGAAAUCUUUUGUGCUAUUUAUGUAUUUCAAAUUUGCUCAUUGAAAUCAAUUGCUUCUAUUUUGGAUUAUGUUUUGUUGAGCAAUGCUCUUCUCCAAUCCAAUA